AUGUCUGGCGCAAGGCACUGGGAGCAAGACAAGGAUUCGACGAUCUACAUCGGGAAUCUUGACGAGCGAGUCACAGAUGCUCUGGUAUGGGAACUGUUUCUCCAAGCAGGUCGCAUUGUCAACGUACAUCUACCGAAAGACAGAGUCACCCAGAGUCACCAAGGCUAUGGUUUCGUCGAAUUCAACUCAGAAGAAGACGCAGAGUAUGCCGCCAGGGUUAUGAACCAAGUGAGGUUAUAUGGCAAGCCCGUUCGAGUCAAUAAGGCCAGCGCCGACAAGCAGAAAUCUGUUGAAGUCGGUGCAGAGUUAUUUGUCGGCAACCUGGACCCUAUGGUGGACGAAAGAAUGCUAUAUGACACAUUCGGCCGAUUUGGUACCCUGGUCGCCGCUCCAAAGAUCGCUCGCGAUGACAACAAUCUGUCAAAAGGCUAUGGCUUCGUAUCCUUCGCCAAUUUCGAAGCUUCCGACGACGCUAUCGCAAACAUGAACGGCCAAUACCUCAUGAACAAAGAGGUCUCAGUUCAGUACGCUUACAAGAAGGACGGCAAAGGCGAGAGACAUGGAGAUCAAGCCGAAAGAAUGCUUGCCGCCCAAGCCAAAGCUCAUGGUGUGCAACCUACCCCCGCCACAAUCCCUGUCGGAGGUCCAAUGUUUGGCGGCAUGCCUCAGACUCCUGUCACUCCUGCUGGCUUCGGACCACCAAAUGGCAGCUACCAAGCUGUGCCACCACCUGCCCAAGCACGGCCUCCUCCGCCACAGACUGCUCCUCUACCAGCACCUCCAGGUGGCCUGCCAGCAAGACCUCCUCCGAGCCAGGCAGGUUAUGGUGGACCGCAAGGGUUUAUGCCUCCAGGAUACGGCCAGAUGCCUGCAGGCUUUCCACAACAACAACCAAACGGCCUACCGCCCGGUUUCGCUCCUCCUCCAGGUUUCGGUGGUCCUCAAGCUGCCCCCAUGCCGCAAGCUCCUCCUGUCGGACCACCAGGAGGCUUCUCUGGCUAUGGUAUUCGUAAAUAA
This is a messenger RNA of Exophiala viscosa, 1017 nucleotides long. Its product is annotated as nucleolin. Gene Ontology annotation, molecular function: RNA binding. Gene Ontology annotation, biological process: positive regulation of mRNA splicing, via spliceosome. Lineage: Eukaryota; Fungi; Ascomycota; Eurotiomycetes; Chaetothyriales; Herpotrichiellaceae. Gene Ontology annotation, cellular component: nucleolus; U12-type spliceosomal complex; U2 snRNP. The record is from RefSeq and is a predicted model, not a curated record. The coding region runs from base 1 to 1017 and encodes 338 amino acids. The transcript has 2 exons.